CUUAUACCAUUAUUUGAUAUACUGUAACAACGAUUUCAGGAAAGUACAUCCAAUAAUUCUUUCAUUUUUUUUUGCAUCUACUCCAAUUCUUGAUCCUUUUAUUUUUUUAAAAUUUUUUUCAGCUUCUGUAGCUCAUUUUCAGUACUUUGGAACUUGGAAGAUGGAUGAAGUCAGACUCUGCUGAAGUAAACUCUACUGCUUCUCCAAUUGUUGUAAAACACUAGCUUUUCUCAUAAAUGGCAUUUACUGCAUUACCACUUACCCAUUCUGAACUUAUUUUUCACCAUAUUUUUAUCUUCAUUAAUUUCAAAGUAACCAGCAAUUCACUCAAGAACCAAAGACUUUUUCCAGUUUUCCACCUCUUUUUUUUUUUUUUUAAAAAAAAGUUUUUUAUGGCUUGUAAUCUGCAUAAAGGUCUCUCUACUAGUCUACAUAGCUUCCGCUUUUCUCGGUUGUUCCACCGUGUAAUCUCGUGAAUCUCAAACGGGAUUGUAGUAAUUUAUUCGCACCCCAUUUUUCUUGCUCCUGAUUCCCAAAUUUCAAUCCCACACAGGUUUCCUGUGUUUCCAUCCUAGUGUUUUUAUCUUGGAAGUUUUUAUAUAUAUAUAAAAAAGUUGUCUUUUUUACGUUGUUUGUUUUCAAGGACUUAAAAAAAAACAUUUAAGUACAUACAAAAUUCUAUGGCAUUUUGAAUUCAAAGAUUCUCUCUUUAAUCACUUUCCAGACUCAUAAUCUAUCAGAGAAAAGAAAAGGAGUUGAGCUUUGAGGUUUGUUCUGUUCCAAUUUCAAGUCUAUUGAAGUUGAGGGUUGUCUUUGAAGUACUAUUUUGUGUGUGGGUUUUGUCUCAAAUGUGGUGGAAUGAUGGUGUAUAUGCUUCGUUUUAGGUGGAAAAACAUCAAAAAAAAAAGGACUAAUGAGCGUGGGGCGGUCCAAACUUUUAGCAAUGUCGUUCUCUCUGUAAAGGUUGAAGUAAAAUGGAGCAUUCCCUUGUUACUUGGUGAAAGUUAAAAUAUUUACAGUGUCUGUGAAUAUUUAGAGAUGAUGGAUGGGCGGCGUCAUUCUGUUGAUGUUCCUAUCUCAAGGACUUUGGUUGCACUUAGGAGAGUGAGAUCUCUUAGAGAUCCUUCAACUAAUUCCCUGAGCAAGUUUUCUCCUUUGCUCGAGAAUUUGAAUUGGGAGACAAAUUCGAACAAUGGGAUUACUUUGGGGUUUGAAAGGAAGUACAAUGACUGUGUUGAUAUUGGUAAUGACCUGUUAGGCUUUAGAGAUAAGAAAUUGGAUAGUAUAAGAGGGCAACACGGAAAUGAUCAAGACCAAUAUGGCAAUGGAAGAAAAUCUACUUCCAAAUUGAAGUCACAUGAACUUUCUUGUUUUAAUGAAAAUGAGGGUUCUGCCCCAAGUAGGAAUGUUCAUGUUGAAGAGUCUAAUAUAGCUCAGCCAAGCCUUGAUUUGUUUUGUGGUGGCAAAUCGUUGAGUGAGAGAUAUGGUAGCAGUUACAGGGACAAAGGAUUGGAGUUGGCUUGUAUGACGCCUUUGGAGGGGGUGGGUUCUUGUAAUGAGCAAAAUGACGGCUCAACAUGUCUGGAAAACAUUGAUUUUAAUGUGGGCAGUAAGCAAUGCCAGUACAACAGAAAGCAGACUAGAUCAGGUAAGCCAGCAGCAGGAGAUUUCCUGAGUCGUGUUGGCAGUCCAUGCUUAUCAGUGAGUGAUGCCCUGCUCAGAGGAUCCAGUCAUGCGUCCUUGAAUGGAAAUAAUGAUACUGAUUCUUUAGAUUUUAGUCAAUGUGGGUGUGGGAUAAGCCGUUGCUGGUCAAGAUCAACUCCAAGGUUUAGAGAGUCUCAAUACCAACUUGAUGCCGAAGACCAUCCACUUUUACCUGGAGGUGUAGUUGACACGCCUAUUUCUGAGCACAGAAGGGGCUGCAAACAUGCAAAUAAUGGGACAUGUUUCUGUUCAGAAAGUCCUCGAAGCCUUGGACAAAAGUUCAGGCCAAAGUCAUUUAGUGAAUUGGUGGGCCAAAAUGUGGUAGUCAAGUCUCUUCUAAGUGCAAUCUCCAGUAGAAGGAUUAGUUCUUUCUAUCUCUUCCAUGGUCCCCGUGGUACGGGCAAAACAUCUGCGGCAAGAAUCUUCGCUGCUGCAUUAAACUGUGUUUCUCCCGACGUUGCCAAACCUUGUGGUCAAUGCCGAGAUUGUGUUCUAUUCUUUUCUGGAAAGGGAAGGGAUAUCAAGGAAGUGGAUUCCCUAAAAGUUAAUGGGACACAAAGGAUUAGAGCAAUCAUAAAGAAUGCAGAAAAUUCUCCAUGUUCUUCGCGAUUUAAGGUUGUGAUUAUUGAUGAGUGCCAUUUGUUGCAAGAAGAUUCAUGGGCAACAUUUCUGAACAACCUUGAGGAGCUCUCUAGACAUGUUGUAUUCAUAAUGAUAACUCCUGACCUUCAUAAGUUGCCUCGUAGUGCAGUCUCACGGUCUCAGAGAUACCAAUUUACGAAAUUAAAAGAAGCUGAUGUUGCUGGUCAAUUAGAGAAGAUCUGUAUGGAAGAAGGAUUUGAUUUUGAUCGAAAUGCUUUAGAAUUUAUUGCUUCCAAAUCAAGUGGCUCUCUACGGGAUGCUGAGAUGAUGCUUGAGCAGUCGAGUCUGAUCGGGAAAAAGAUUACUAUGUCCUUAGUAUAUGAACUGAUGGGAGUUGUUUCUGAUGAGGAAUUGCUUGAUUUGCUACAUCUUGCACUGUCAUCUAAUACGUCAGAUACUGUAAAACGGGCUAGGGAGUUAAUGAGAUCAAGAAUCGAUCCCUUGCAACUGAUAUCACAACUAGCAAAUAUCAUUAUGGACAUUCUUGCUGGAAAAUGUCAAGGAGAAGCUUCUGAAGUCCAAAGAAGGCUUUUUGGAAGAAGUAUUUCUGAAGCUGACAUGCAGCAACUGAGUCAAGCACUUAAGAUACUCUCUGAAACUGAAAAACAAUUGAGGAUGUCCAAAAGCCAGACAACAUGGCUUACUGUAGCUCUUCUGCAAUUAAGUUCUGUGGGUGCAUCAGUGGAAACUAAUGAAUCAAGGUUCGGUGUGAAAUCAAUGCAGUUAAAUGAAGGGGAAUUUUACAGCACCUCCUCAACCAGUGAGAGCUUGAAACAUCCUGUGUCUUGUACAUGCAACAACAACGCUUGCAAAAUAGGGAUACCAGGUCAGACACAAACUAUGGAAUCUGUAUGGAGGAGAGCCGUUGCUGUCUGUGAAUCCAGUUCGCUAAAACAUUUCCUGCAAAAGCAUGGAAAGUUGUUGACUGUCAGACUUAGACAAGGUCUGGCUGUAGCAGAACUAGGCUUUUACAAUGCAAAGUACGUUGCCAAAGCUGAGAAACAAUGGAAAGCUAUAGCAGGAGGAUUGCAGCAUGUUCUUGGUCAUAAUGUGGAGAUAAGAAUCAAUCUUGUCAUUGAUGUUAAUGCACAAAACACAGCGAAAGUGAAGAAACCUGCUUUUCGCUUGUUCAGCUGUUCUCGGAGAUCACAUCAUAGAUCAUGUUCAGGCACAGAGUGUGAAAGUGAUCCAUCCGAUAAAUCUGAUUUCUCUUCUACAAAAGCCUUCACCAGAGAUAAAUAUAUUGAAACUGGGUCCUCUGAGAGUGGAUCCCAUAGUUCGCAUGCAUGUUGCCUUAACAAGGAGAUGGUAAGAACUAUAAGAAGCAGCAACGGGAAUGCACUUAGUAUUGCUUUGACAACACCGAAGCAUCAAAAUGGGGUUGAACAUCUCAAGUAUGGAAGCUGUGAUUCCCAAGAUAUAUGUGCCUCGGAAAGGGAAAAGCAACCUGGCUGCUUCCCUAGAACUCUUAAGCUUCAGAAAUUGAAAGGAUCAAAUGCUACUGAGAUGGCGUUCUGCAGGUCGUGUUUAGAAAAAAACCAGACAUCAUUGGUUCCCGAAAUUCUGCCUCAAACAUACUCCCAUGCCACUGAUCCAGGUGUUCCUUGCUGCGGCGCUGACAAUUACUGAUUCGGAAUCAUACAGUUGGAAGACAUAGCAUUGAUCAUGACCGAGAGACAAGGGCGUUGCGGAUGAAUAUGGCACGCCAUAACCUAACAGAGAUUCCUAUUUCAUUGAUGACUGACCUCACCAGCUAGCAGCAGAUUAUAGCUCUUUUAUUGCUUAACUAACUUUCGUACAAAAUGUGCUUAAUGUAUCUAGAGUUAAGAAGGUAUCUGUACAUUGCCUUGAAUCCUUUCAUCUAACACAAUCUGCUAGUUCUUAGCUUUUGACUUGUCCUUAAUGUCCUCAAAUUGCCAUGGCACUUAAUGUCUUUUGGCUUUCAUUGCGGUUAUGUAUGGAAGCUGCACUAAAAUUAAUAGCUUGCCGU
This is a messenger RNA of Oldenlandia corymbosa var. corymbosa, 4336 nucleotides long. Lineage: Eukaryota; Viridiplantae; Streptophyta; Magnoliopsida; Gentianales; Rubiaceae. The record is from the annotation of a GenBank genome assembly.